Molecule: messenger RNA, 5841 nt
Organism: Toxoplasma gondii ME49
Lineage: Eukaryota; Apicomplexa; Conoidasida; Eucoccidiorida; Sarcocystidae
Gene: POLR3A
Product: DNA-directed RNA polymerase III RPC1
Exons: 11
Coding region: 295-5535 (1746 amino acids)
Biological process (GO): DNA-templated transcription
Molecular function (GO): DNA-directed RNA polymerase activity; DNA binding
Source: RefSeq, a predicted model, not a curated record
GUCGAUGCGAAAUUGUCUUUCUUCUACGUCUUUUCCUACUUCGUCUUUUGAGAGUUCUCCUUUUCGGCGCCCAGCCGGGCCGCGCGCAUGCAUGUUGCGAGAAGGCGAGGCGCGACCCUUCCAGGGGAGUUGACUUUUUCUGUUUGAAUCGAGGCUUCUGCCUCCUUCUUGGUCUGCUUCCUGGACCUUUCUCUUUUGAGACUCACAGGCCUCAGGAGCGACAACUUUCCGGUCGAACAGCGCUGUGCAGACCGCCACUAACGAACUUCGCUUCAUUGAAAGUCAGGAGCCAACAUGGCGACUGGCGACGGUGAUAAGGAUCGGAGAAGUGACUCCGGAGAUGAAGGAGAGACAGAAAAAGAAGGCGGCUUACGAGCGUCACAGAGAAUGCCUGCCCGGCCCACAGAACCAGGUGAAAGUUUCCUAGAUGUAACCAUGACUGACUAUUCUUCUUCUUCCUCUUCUUCCUCUUCCUCUUCUUCCUCUGCCUCUUCUUCCUCUUCCUCUUCUUCUUCCUCUUCUUCCUCUUCGUCCUUGACAGCGGCGCAUCUCAUGCAGAACGCCCAGUUGCGAAGCAGCUUCUUGCGUAAGGAGAUGGUUGAGGAGAAGAGCGGUGCUCUCAUGACUGUCGAUGCAGUCCAGUUCGAUGUCCUCUCUGGAGAGGAAAUAAGCAGAUACAGUGAAGUUGAGAUUCACAACAGAGAAAUCUACGUCAACAUGACCAACACCCCUCAUCCAUACGGUGUGCUCGAUCUGCGCCUAGGCCCAAAUAAAAGCGACAGUCGUUGCCAGACCUGUGGUCACACCCUGCUGCAGUGCACGGGACACUGGGGCUACAUGGACUUGCAGGCUCCGGUCUACCAUGUGGGGUACUUCAAGUAUGUGUUGCAGAUCUUGUACUGCAUCUGCAAGACUUGCGCGGCGUUGCUCCAGCCGCCUGAGCAGAAGGAGAAGCUGCUUCUGCGCAUUCGCCGGCACCAGUCGGACCCGAUCGUCAAGCGGCUGCUCUUCAAGCGGACUGUGGAGGCUUGCAAGAAGGUGUCCAAGUGCUUCGAGUGUGGAGCGCCGCAGGGCGUCUUGAAGCGAGUGGUGAAGCCGAGUCUCGAUCAGUUCAUGAAGAUUCGGCAUGUAGUGAAGUCGAAGGAGGGGCGGGCCAUGACGGUCGAGGACGACCUGGAUCCGUUGUACGUGAAGAAUUUGUUGGAGCGCAUUCGGCCCAGCGAGUGCGAGAUUCUGGACAUUGUGUCUCCGGAGAAGCUGCUUCUGUCCAGGCUCUUGGUUCCGCCGAGUUGCAUCCGACCGUCGGUGACGAUCGGCGAGCAGGGAACGACCGAGGACGACUUGACUUGUGUCUUGUCCGACAUCGCCGAGCUGAACAACGUGCUGCAGAGUCACGUCAAGGCAGGGUUCCACACGAACCAGUUCCUCGGAAUUUGGGAGUUUCUCCAGCUCCAGUGCACGCGCCUGAUCAACGCAGACGCACCGGCGGUCUCGCAGCUCCUGGCGUCGAAGAACAUCAGCAAGCCGGGACGCGGGAUUUGCCAGCGGCUCAAGGGCAAGGAGGGUCGCUUUCGCGGGAACCUGUCGGGGAAACGUGUGGACUUUUCAGGACGCACAGUCAUUUCUCCAGACCCGAACGCAAAUGUUUACGAGGUUGUCGUGCCUGAGUGGGUGGCGAAACGUCUGACGUUUCCAGAGCGCGUGAACCGAGUCAACAUCGAAGUCCUUCGCGCUGCGGUCUUGAAGGGGUGCUCGGACUGGCCUGGCGCCUGCUACGUCAACAAGGUCGACGGCAGCAAGUGCAGUCUGCGCUACGCGAACCGCCGGCAGGUGGCAGAAAAUCUGCAGAUCGGCGACGUCGUUGAGCGUCACCUGUGCAACGGCGACGUCGUUCUCUUCAACCGGCAGCCCUCCCUGCACAGAAUGAGCAUCAUGGCGCACCGCGCGCGCGUGAUGCCUUGGCGCACGUUCAGGUUCAACGAAUGUGUCUGCUCACCCUACAAUGCGGACUUUGAUGGCGACGAAAUGAAUCUGCAUCUGCCGCAGACGCAUGAGGCCCGCGCAGAGGCCCUCUACCUCAUGGGCGUCGUCAACAACCUCGUGACACCCAAGAACGGAGAGCCGCUGAUCGCAGCGACCCAGGACUUCCUCUCCUCCUCGUACAUGCUCACCCACAAAGACGUCUUCCUCACACGCGACCAGUUCUGCCUCAUCUGCUCGUACUUCACCGACGGCCUGAGCCGAGUCGACUUGCCGCCCCCAACCAUCCUCAAACCGGUCGAACUAUGGACCGGCAAACAGGUCAUCAGCGUCCUGCUCCGGCCCAAUCGCAACAGCUUCGUCAUGGUCAACUUCCAACUGAAGGAACGUGAAUUCUCCGCAGCCAGAAUCCCCCCUGGAGAGGCGCCCUUCAUGUGUCCUAGCGACGCCUACGUCAUAUUCCGCCAUUCUGAACUCGUCGCGGGAUGCAUCGGGAAAAAAGUUCUCGGGGAUGCAAAGUUCGGACUCUUUUUCCAUUUGAUUCGUGAUAACUCCCCCGCUCAAGCAGCUGCGUGCAUGGGGCGAAUAGCCAAACUGUCUGCGCGGUGGUUCGCGAACCGUGGAAUGACCAUCGGGAUCGACGAUGUCACCCCGAGUCCGACGCUUCUAGCUGCGAAGAAAGACAUUCUGAACCACGGCUACAACCUCGUGGCUCAAGAGAUUCAAAUGUACAAGAAGGGCGCCCUCCAACCCCACCCGGGAUGUACACUGGAGCAGACUCUCGAGGUCCGCGUCAAGUCGAUUUUGGAUGACCUGCGAAAUGAAGCUGGCAAGGCAUGCAACCGCGUCCUCCAUCCGCUAAACAAACCUCUGAUCAUGUUCAAUUCAGGCGCGAAAGGUGCACUCAUCAACAUCGCGCAGAUGAUUGCGUGUGUGGGGCAGCAGAACGUGAGCGGCCAGAGAAUCCAGAACGGCUUUGUGUCGCGAACGCUCCCUCACUUCCCGCUCAACUGCAGAGAUGCAAAGUCGCGCGGCUUCGUCGCCAGCUCGUUCUACUCUGGACUGCAACCGGACGAAUUCUUCUUCCACACCAUGUCCGGUCGCGAGGGUCUCGUUGAUACUGCCGUCAAGACUGCGGAAACGGGGUACAUGCAGAGGCGAUUGAUGAAGGCUCUGGAAGACCUCUCGAUUCGCUACGACAACUCGGUUCGAACAAGCGACGGGCAGAUUGUCCAAUUCGUCUACGGAGAUGACGGCCUAAACCCAGCGAUGAUGGAAGAUAAAAAUCAGUCCAUGUGUCUCGACAAAGUCUUUCAACACAUCUCGUCUCUUCUGCACAUCAAACCUCUCCACGUUCUCCCCCCCUCGUCUCCCUUGUGUGCGCCUGCCUCUUCUCCCGCCGCUCCGAAUUGGCCGGAAGUUGCGCGCGACAAAAUCCUUCCCCCAGACAGCGAUGAGGUCCUCACUGCACUUCUUCAGAGAUAUCAGCAGAUGGAUAUUCGACUUGUGGAAGCCUCGCAGCGGCAGGCCAGCGGCAACGUGGAACCGCCCAGAGCCGUCUACGAGAUAUUCUCCCGCCUCGGCGCUUCCGACGGUGGCCACGGGAAAGAGAAGAGAGCCCGCGAGGACUGGGCCAAGCUCAUGAAGCUGCCGAGGUCCUACAGACAAAAGCUCGCGAUCCUCUUGCAGACUGCCGCCAGUGGAAAUGCUUCGACCAGUCGGUUCUGUCAGCAGGUUCGCGGGAAUCUUCUGGCGCACGUCGCAGUGUACGAGUGGUUGCCGAUUCGCGAGCAACACGUACCGCUUCUGCCGUUUGAAAUUCUAAAGUGGAGUGCGUUCCUCUUGACGCGAACAGCUGAGGUUGUGCCCCUGCCUUUGUGUGAGCACCAACAAGUUGCUCUCGAGGAAGCACCGACCCACCAGAGCGGGACGGAGCGCGUGCGUCUUUUCCAGGACGAGUUGUGGGCGUGGCUGGAACGGAAAGCCGCAGAUGUUGCAGAGUAUCGCGAAAGCGACCGCGAGAAACCUGGGCUGACGCAAGACAGCUACGACAGUCUGCUUGCCUGCUGGAGACGUCAGGGCUUCGGCAUCGAACGAAGGCAGUGGAUAGUGCCCGACUGCGAAACUGCUCUUCAGGCGAGAGGUGUGAAGACUAAGAGCGAGGCGGAAGAUCCGUCCGCCGCGGGCGACGAAGAGACCGACAUGGUCUCUCGAGACACUUGGCAGACUCCAGAUAUGUCGCGUUCCUUUCCAGAAUUCGAAGGUCACGAGAAGGGUCUUGCCCCGACGCCAGGCUGCCCUGGAUCGAGCAGUGGGUGUCGAAACGGCGACCUUGGUCUCCCCGAAAGAAAAUGGAAAUUCAGCAAACACCAAUGGGUCACAGUAAGACACAUUCUCGAAUUCCUGAGAUGCAGCUGGCGGAAAUACGUCAAGGCCAUCAGCGAAGCUGGAGAGGCUGUCGGAGCCAUGGGUGCCCAGUCGAUUGGCGAACCAGGCACGCAGAUGACGCUCAAGACGUUCCACUUUGCAGGUGUGGCCUCCAUGAACGUGACGCUUGGGGUUCCCCGUAUCAAGGAAAUCAUAAACGCAGCGCAAAAGAUUCAGACCCCCAUCAUCGUCGUGCCUCUGGUUAACGACGAGGACUACAACUAUGCAGUGAUGGUGAAAAAUCGAAUUGAGAAGACGCUGUUGUCGGAGUGCUGCUCAUACAUCAAAGAGGUCUAUGCGCCCGACGGAGCUUGGCUGGUCGUCAAGCUCGAUCAGCACACAAUUCGGAAACUCUUCCUCGACAUCAAUGCAAACACGGUCAAAGAUGCCAUUCUCAGGCAGACGGCUGUCAACAAAGUUCGCAUAACGAAGAACUCCGUGGAGAUUAUCAACGAGUGGAAAGUGCGCGUAAUGCCUCCUGGAGGAAAUCAGAUCUUCUUUCAACUUCAAGCGCUCAAACUCGGCCUUUUAAACAUUGUACUGUGUGGCCACAAGGACGUCAAGAGAGGCGUGAUCAAGUGCGAGCAAGUUGAACAGCCCGACAAAACCAAGAAAACAGUGUACGGCCUCGCUGUCGAAGGCUAUGGACUUCGAGAUGUCAUGGGCACUCAGGGUGUUAAGGCUCUUCAGGCCACCUCGAAUCACGUGAUGGAAGUUGCUCAGAUUCUUGGCAUCGAAGCAGCGCGAGCUGUCAUUAUCAGCGAAAUCCGAAAGUGUAUGGACGCGUACUCGAUGGAUAUCGACUGUCGACACAUGACGCUUCUCGGUGACGUAAUGACGUUCAGGGGGGAAGUCCUUGGCAUCAACCGCUUCGGCAUUCAAAAAAUGCGAGCAUCCACCCUUAUGCUGGCAUCCUUCGAAGAGACAAACGAGCACCUGUUCGAGGCUGCCGUCCACCACCGGGCUGACCCAGUCAAAGGUGUCAGCGAAUGUAUCAUCAUGGGAAAGCAGGUGUCUCUUGGAACCGGAAGUUUCGAUCUGCUGCUUUCGCAAUCGGGAGCGCCCUUAGCCAGCGACUACGGUGGAGUGCUAUCGGCGUACGGGUUGCCCGAGAAGCAUACUGUGUAGGAUAUGAAUCGUUGCAUGGUUUUUAGCAGGUCCGGGAUUCAGGCUAAAGCUCCGAGUUUUUUGUGGAUCGCUUUGCCCUCCACUGUUCUAUAGUCAAUGAGUUUGUCAACGGCAAAUAUUUUCCUCCGUACGUCAAACGCUGCCCCGUGUUAUUUCCUGGGAUAUCAGAUCACUUUGAGAGGCCUGUUUCCAGAGAACCUUCUCAGUCGGCAGCUUGAGUCGGUCUUGAGUGAACGUGAACUAACGCAGGGAGGUGAAUUGCAGACAGUUUGUAUUGUGUGAGAAACAUUCAGAACAACAGAUGGA